Molecule: messenger RNA, 19940 nt
Organism: Columba livia (rock pigeon)
Lineage: Eukaryota; Metazoa; Chordata; Aves; Columbiformes; Columbidae
Gene: XKR4
Product: XK related 4
Exons: 3
Coding region: 141-2126 (661 amino acids)
Biological process (GO): apoptotic process involved in development; engulfment of apoptotic cell; phosphatidylserine exposure on apoptotic cell surface
Cellular component (GO): plasma membrane
Source: RefSeq, a predicted model, not a curated record
GGACAGGGGACGCGGGGAGCGGCGGCUGCGGCGGCGGAGGGCGGGAGGCAGGAGGCGGAGGAGGAGGAGCAGGGGGAGGCGCGGGAUAAAGGAGCGCUCGCUGCUCCCGCUCGCUCUCCGGCGGGGCUGAGGGAGGCAUCAUGGCCGCGAAGUCGGACGGGCGGCGGAAGAUGAAGAAGGGCGGCGAGGUGGCGUUCACGCCGUUGCAGAACUCCGAGCACUCAGGCUCCGUGCAGGCGCUGGCCCCGGGGCUACCCGCCGGCGCCGGGCCGGGCGGCGGCAGCGACGACGACGAGGCGCCCGGGGGCGGGUGCUGCAGCGGCGGCGGGGACGGCUCGGGCGGCGGCUCCCGCUCCUGCUGCUGCUGCUGCUGCGGCGGCGGCAGAGGAGGAGACGGCGGCGGGGGCGGCGGUGGGGGUUCCCGGGGCUCGGGCGGAGGCUCGUCCUCCCUGUGCCUGCGCCUGGGCAGGGAGCAGCGGCGCUACUCACUGUGGGACUGCCUCUGGAUCCUGGCUGCCCUGGCCGUGUACUUCGCGGACGUGGGUACCGACAUCUGGCUGGCGGUCGACUACUACCUGCGGGGCCAGCGCUGGUGGUUCGGGCUCACGCUCUUCUUCGUGCUACUGGGCUCCCUCUCCGUGCAGGUCUUCAGCUUCCGCUGGUUCGCGCACGACUUCAGCACCGAGGACAGCGCCGCCGCCGCCGCCGGCCACUGCCCCGCCGCCGAGAGCAAGCUGCUGGUGAGCAGCGGCUCGGCCGCCGCGGACAUCGACGCCGCUCGUCCCUGCACGCCGCAGCGGCAGGCGUCCACCGCCAGCAAGAGCAACGCCACGAACAGCAGCAGCAACAGCAGCAGCAACGCUGCUGGCAGCGGCGCCGCCGGUCCCCGAGCCGGCGGCGGCAGGUCGGCGUCCUGCGCCUUCUGCAUCUGGCUCCUGCAGUCACUCGUCCACAUCCUGCAGCUCGGGCAGGUCUGGAGGUAUUUCCACACAAUAUACUUGGGUAUCCGGAGUCGACAGAGUGGAGAGAAUGACAGAUGGCGGUUUUAUUGGAAAAUGGUGUAUGAGUAUGCAGAUGUGAGUAUGCUGCAUUUGCUAGCCACGUUUCUGGAAAGCGCACCACAGCUGGUCCUGCAGCUCUGUAUUGUUGUACAGACUCGUACACUCCAGGCUCUCCAAGGUCUUACUGCUGCAGCAUCUCUCGUAUCCCUGGCUUGGGCUUUGGCCUCCUACCAAAAGGCCCUUCGUGACUCCCGUGAUGACAAGAAACCCAUCAGUUAUAUGGCUGUUAUAAUCCAGUUUUGCUGGCAUUUCUUCACAAUUGCAGCACGGGUCAUUACUUUUGCUUUGUUUGCCUCGGUUUUCCAGCUGUACUUUGGGAUCUUCAUCGUGCUGCACUGGUGCAUCAUGACCUUCUGGAUUGUCCACUGCGAGACAGAGUUUUGCAUCACUAAAUGGGAGGAGAUAGUUUUCGACAUGGUUGUUGGCAUAAUCUAUAUCUUCAGCUGGUUCAAUGUCAAGGAAGGAAGGACACGCUGUAGGCUUUUCAUUUACUAUUUUGUGAUCCUUUUAGAAAACACCGCCUUGAGUGCUCUCUGGUAUCUGUACAAGGCCCCACCGAUCUCUGAUGCAUUUGCCAUACCAGCACUGUGUGUAGUGUUCAGCAGCUUUUUAACAGGCAUUGUUUUUAUGCUCAUGUACUAUGCCUUCUUUCACCCCAAUGGACCAAGGUUUGGGCAGUCACCAAGCUGUGCUUGUGAGGACCCUGCCACUGCCUUCACCCUACCCCCCGAAGGGGCCACAAACACUCUACGGUCCAUCUCCAACAACCGGAGUGUCACAAGUGAGCGGGAUCAAAAAUUUGCAGAGAGAGAUGGGUGUGUGCCUGUGUUUCAGGUGAGACCCACCGCACCAUCCACACCUUCAUCCCGGCCACCAAGGAUUGAGGAGUCUGUCAUUAAAAUCGAUCUGUUCAGGAACAGGUACCCAGCAUGGGAGAGACAUGUGUUGGACAGGAGCCUGAGGAAGGCGAUCUUAGCGUUUGAAUGUUCCCCUGCUCCUCCACGGCUACAGUAUAAGGAUGAUGCUCUUAUCCAGGAGCGCUUGGAAUAUGAGACCACAUUGUAAACAAAACAGAAACACAGCUUGAAGAAGCUCUGAUUUUGCAGUCCAAAUUAAGGGUUGACAGUGGGGCUAUAGGAGUAACUGAACAGCAUACUACAAGUAGAGCAGCAAGCUGUAGUGUUCUUAGUCUGGUUAUCAUCAUGAUUAUCAUUUGAUCCACUGUGUGCAGUCUGUCUGCAGGACACUGAUACAGCAGCAUCAUCUGAAAGCCUCAAAAAAACCCAAACCCUGAACCACACAUACAGAUCAGUUACUUCAGCUGGGGAAACUCACCCACAACUCCUUGCUGCUAUGAAACUCUGACUGCACAGUACUUAAAAUCAAACUAGUAGGAAGGCUCUGACCAGAGCUUUCAGCUUUAGCCAGUAGUACAUUUUAUUUUAGAAAUGAAUGAUUGACAUUUGCAUAACCAAUGGCAAAAACAAACAAACAAAAGAAACCUUUUCAAAAAUAACAAAACUGUAGCAUUCAAUGUUGCUGUUGUGAAAACUGUUUUCUGGGGAAAAUAUAGGAGCACAGUAGUCUUCAACACUCCCAUAAAGCAACCAUCCAGGUUAGAACAGGUUUGCAAAAUAGUUUUUAAUUUAAAAGAUACAUUGUCAUGUUUGUAAGGCUGUCAAUGGAAAAUAAAUUAAAUUCUGUUGAAUUAGGUCAUAAACAUUAAUACUAUCAGAAUUGAUUUUUAAUUUCAAAGUCUUUUAAAAUGCAAUUUAAGUUAUUUAUGUUACUUUCAACACAAAUCCUAUGCAGCUCACUUCUGGUUUUCAGAAGAAAUACAGAGCUCUAGCACGUAGUGAUGUAAAUUAAAUGAUAAUCAUGAUUCAGUGUUCAAUUUGCAAAAAAAAAAAAAUUAGAAUAUAUAUAUAUAAAUGUAAAAGAAAGGGAAGUAUAGUAUAGUUUUUGUAUUCUAAACUUUUUGGAGGACCCCAUUCAGAUACUUCAGAAGAAACUAGGAGGAGAUGAACACACUAUAACUUCUCUGUUUCAGGACUGAGAAUGCAUGAUUCAGUGUGUGAAUGUAUGCAGGGGUGACAAGAGACUGUGACAUGCCAUACCCUUCUAGUGCCAAACAUUGUAAAUCUGCAAGGUUGAUAUCGCCUGAGGGACAGAUAACGAGUGGCACGAGCCCAACAGAACAAGAAGCAGGAAAGACCAAUCAAGUUCUCAACAUGCAGAGACAGCUCUGAUUUUUCCAACUCAAGGUGAAAGUGAUGUCUUUUAAAGGCUUUCAGCCACCUCUUAGUAAGUAUAUUCACCGAAGUAUGAUAUAAGCAAGUUUUGUGGAAGACUCCCUUCUGCCUGUUCAAGACUUAUACCCAGAUAUGUCUAAAAAUUAUGUUGAAUCUCUUGUAAUAGAGUGCUUGUGCUGCAAGCUUUUGGGUUUUAAAUACCUCCCUAAAUCUAGUCAACGGUAUCCUCCUUUAUGUUAAAAGUAUCCCCUGAUGGUGCUUUCAGAUGCAUUAAAGGUGCAAGUCAAAAUUUGAUAGUAUUUUUUUUUAAAGCUGGUGCAGAGUGAAAAACUCAUGAAUUAUUUCAAUAUUUUUGUAAAGUAAAAAUAUGGUAUAAAAAGGUUACUUUUUAUAAACCUCAAAUCUUUUAAUACAUUUCAUUCUCUUUAUAGCUUAGAUUUUAAGAAUUGGUCCAUGAAUUUUAUCAGCUGGCUUUUGCAGGUUGAUAUAAACCUGGUUUUCACACAUUAUGGAUUUGUUUUGCAGUGUAAUGCCAUAUGAAAGCCUACAUGGGUACUUUUAGAGUUCUCCAUAAACCGUGGAUGCUGCUUCGAAUGUAAGUGGCUUGUAAAGACACCAAGCAAUUCCAUAAAAAACAAUUUGCUAUAACUAUUUCCAUCCAUUUUAGGAGAGCGAAGCAGAACUGAAGAGUUUCUGUUGUAAAUGGCAUUGUCAGGAUGGAGAAGACCUGAUGAUUGGUAUUGUAAUUUCCACUGUCAAGUAUACCCAGUGUAGUAACUGCUGUAUAUGCUGCUGGAUAAAUUUCAGUCUUUCCUGUUAUUAAUAUUUGUACUAUGAAACAGCCAAGGUUGCACAGCCUAUGCUUAUUUGUAUGCAUUCAAUUAGCCAUUUUUAAUGUUGACUUUUUUUAUUAGUGAAAUGUUCGAUACCUGUUGUUCUUUGCUGGGGCAAGUUCCUCAAAAGAAAACAUCUGUGGAAGUGCAGGAAUCUGCAAGUCAGAGGGAACUUUACACAGAUCAGAAAACACCCAAGGGUUUCUUAGGUAUUUUCAAAUUAAGCAGUGGACAACUGCCUCUAUUAUAAUUUUUUUAAUAAAGUAAUUCUUUGAUAGUCCAAACCUGAAGCUUUGUACAAAGUGAUUGCCCUUUCUUCCAUGGAGAUAUAGCUGAUUACUCAGAGUUUUAUUCAGUUUUACUCAUGUUUUAUCAGAAAAUAUACCACUGCAAGAACUGCUAAAAAAAGAUUUUGGGAGCAAGUCCUUUGUCCUGUCAAAUUCAGUAAAGCCUUCACUCCAGAAUCAAACGCUUUACUACACAAGGGAAUUGCUGGUUUUCUUUACAAACAAGGCAAACAGUAAGCUUUGUAAUCCAAGAUGUGAGGGUUUCUUUUGGAAGCAGUUCGAUGUGUUUGCUGCUGCUUUAACAACUCAGAAAUUUGAGCAUGAGGGAGGCACAGCAGGCAGCUCUCUCAAGCCCUUUGGUCAGGGCUUACGGAACUGAAGAAACCUUGCUUCAUAUGGAAUGUAAAGGGCUACAGUCUGCACCUGUGCUUGCAUUUAAAGGUUUGCAAACAAGGUUUGGGGUGAGAUUCUUUUUUUGCUCUUGUUUGGUUUUGGAAGGAAGGACACAGAGGCGUUAUUUAUCCCUGUGAUUUUUAACAUACAGCAUUUACUCUCUUUAUUCUCUUUACUCUCCCAGCAUUUUUUUUUAAUAAUGUUUCUAAAUUUCUCUUAAGCAAACUACUGCAGUAGUGGCAGUACAUACACACAGCUUGUCUUCAGAAUCCAAUCCAGCUGUUUGAGGGAGGGGGAGAAGUCAUACUGAGUCAAAAUUUGCUCUCCAAAAUCUUACUCUGUUACAUUACAUACAGUGAUGCUUGUAUUGAGAACUGGAUGGCCAUUGGAAUCUUAACACUCAUAUAACUACAUGGACAGUUUCUUAAUUUGCUUUGCUGUCAACCGUCACAUUAAAAGGUGUAAGAAUUUUUUCUAGAAAUCGUCAAGAUUAAACACAGUCCAUGUCAAAAUUCCACGAUGGCCUUAUUAACAGUUAAUAAUAAAAAUGCACUGUUCUUUUUACCACAAUCAGUUUUAAAGUCAAUCAAGUUCAAUUAAGACAGCAGCAAUAGCAAAAAAAAAAAAAAAAAAAAAAAAAAAAAAAUUCUAAAAAAAAUUCACUUCCGUUUUUGAAAUAAUGAAAAAUUCAGGUCUUUUAAAUUCCUUUUCAGAAUACAGGAAAAUAAAAAAGUUCAUCAUUACAUUCUGGUAAAGAAAAACAAUCACAUCUCUUUGUUAGGAGCAAGAAUUAUGUCGGCAUUGUUCUAAUGAACAAAACAAACUUGCCGGCAGAUUUAGUGGUACUUUAUCUGGUUAAAGAUUUGGUCCUAAAAUUUUGAGACUUGCGGAUUUGUAUGUUACAGAAAAGACAAUUAAAGUAGUAUUCACUACUUUAAUUAGAUAAAGAAGAGAUAACGUGUACCCAUGUUCAUUCAGAAAACAUAUAAGAAAAUGUAAGAUAAACAUUUGUCUUAUUUUAGAAGAAAAGUUAUUUGUUCUAUAACAGAAUAAGCUUUUUUUUUUUAGAAAAAAAAAAAACUGAAUUAUAUGGAAAUAUGUGCAAUACUUUUUUUUUUCCCCUGCAGGUUUAAUGAUGAAAAAACUCAUUUCCACUUUUGUUUAAAUAUGCUUCUUGUGCUAGAACAAUGUGUCUGUGCUUGGGUUAUAUGGGUUUGAUGGCAUAUAAACACUAUUUGCAUUGGCAAAUCAAGGAAUUUCCUAUUAAUUCAUUUCUGUAACACUGGAGAAGAUUUUAGUUACAAAACUAAAUGCUAGGCCUCAGCUGCCUGAUUUUGUAAACUUUUAAGCAGAGGAAGUAAAUUAAUGUUUUAAUUGGAUCUGCAAUUUUUAACAUGUGGUGAAUAGCUAUUAAACCCAAAUUUGUUUAAAACAUGUGACAGUCUGGCCAAUAUAUCAUUGUCUCCCCAAAAGAGCAACUCAUGAGUGGUGCUAAAAAUACAAGUGCUGCUUUAUUUGAAAAAAGACUCCUAAUCACACAAUAUAUUCAUUUACUCUUUAUUGGCCAGCAAAUAUUCACAACUAGCCUAUUGGUUUUUUUAGAGCCGAAAUUAAACAAUUUUGAAGUGUUUGUUAUUUGAUCAUACAACUCCUUGAGAGCCUUAAAAGUGGCUCUGUAUGGAGUUUUAGUUGUCUCUGCUAGUGAUUCUGCUCCCAAAGCCGCUGCCCUUUCUCUGCUCUGUCCCUGAGGUUGUGCAGUCCGAAGUGACUGAGAUUGUGAUUUACUCUGCACACCCUUCACUGCCUGCACAACGCCAAGGAAAAGACUUCAGCAGAUUGCUGGGGUCCUGCUGCUGCCUCUCUUGCUCCUGUGCAGGGUGGGAAGCAGAGUAAAUUGCAUUUGUGCAUUCAUCUAAACAAGCUUCUUUGGUUGCGUCCCUGCAAGGGGUGUGUGAUGAAAAUAAUCUCAACACGUGUCCAUGAAUUUACAAACCCAACACUGUAAUUACUAAUUCUGUAGUAUAACAAUGCAGAAUGUAGGAAGAAUUGUCUAAAUACACAAUAAGCCAUUUAGUUUUGCUAAUUGUAGCAAUUAAACUAGCUUGCAUGAAGCCCGUGCUCUCAGCAGAAAGCCAAAUGGAGUAAGUGGCAAACAGCCAUUUAUAUACCAGAGACAUUACAUUAUGAAACCAUCCCUUGAUUGUUUAUAGAACUAUGUCUUUUCGUUACGGCAUUGAAUUCAUUCCUCUUUAUUCUGAUAAAACAGAUGAAGUGCAAAAUGAGAACAGAUUCUUUAAAAUCUGGGAAUUUAAAAAAAAAAAACAACAACAAACAAACAAAACUGGAACUCACAGAUAGUGUUUUUUUGAAAUAAAUUCCAUCAUCGUUUUUGCUUGACUGCAAAUUGCUGAGUGGUCUGCUUCUGAGAUGAUUUCUCACAUCUGGUACAAGCAGAUUUCAUAUACAGAAGAGACAGGGAUGACCUUGUAAAACUUUGCUCAUGUAGGUUAGGGGAAAAGUGUCACUGGUGUGUAGAUGGCUUGCAAAGGUUUUUCAACAUCUGAGGGGUCCCCUGGGAGCAUUUGUUUUAUCAUAGUGAACUCAGUGCAGGUGUUUGGUGGGAUUUCUUUGCUUACACUGGUAUGAAUAUGAGAAAAUCGGGCACUGGACUUUGAGAGAAUACUUGCAUGAAUUCAGACCACCACAGUGAAAUUCUCCACUUCCUAGUUCCUAACUGAAGUGAGCUGGAGAUCUGUUUCAUACCAAAAAGCCUGGAUGUCACUUGGCUCAAUCAGAAAUGCAUACUCUAAACUUAGUGCCAACUCAGCAUGAAUCAAAACAUUUUUCCUUCUUUCCUUUUUAGUUCAAACAUAUAACCGUAUUGACUAAGUUGCCAUAUUGUGAUCCUUUUAAGAAGGUGGAAAAAUGUCUAUGAAACCAGUCAUUUCCAGUGAUUCUUACAAAACCCAAUUGCUGCCCAGUGCAUUCAUUAAAAGGAACUUUUUCUAAACACAUAAGCUUGGCUCCUGUGCUUAGGUUUUGUUCUGAAUGCUUAGCAUCCAAUUCUUAUGCAGAGGAUCUUAUAUACUCAUUAAUAACCCAUGUGCCUGCUCUGAAACCUGAAGCAAAGAGGACAGAUAUGUAAAACACAGGGGAAAAAGUCCUCUUCCGCACAUAUAUGGGAUGAUUUGCAUGAGCUAGAGAGGUAAGGGAGAAUUUUGUGUAUAAUUACAACAGAGCUGUAUCCGUUGAUAGAGAUUUACAAGAAAAUAUGAGAUAAGUGGCCAAAUAAUGGACCAAACCUAAACUUCUACAUGCAAGGCACUGUAAAAAUAAAAACAGUAAAGAAACAUUAAAGUGUAACCAAAAACCUGGUUUCCAGGACUGGUUUGGAUAAAUUAAAAAUGUGGGGGAUUUGUCAGUGUAACUAGAUGCUACAUCCAUAGAAAGAAAGACAUGACUGCUAUGGGUACAAAUGUUUUCUGUAUCUGUAGAUUUCAGCCAUCUUUGAAAGCAAUGGUGUCUGCAUCUUAUGGGGAUGCCGUAGUCCUAGGCAUUCUACCAACUUUUCUACACAAGAUCUGUUCUGUUGCAGGAAAGUCAACGUCCUUUUAACAAAGCAUUGAGUUUGGGUUGGUUUGGGGUUGGUUUUGGCUUUGGUUUUGUUUUUUGCACUGAACUAAAUCUCACAAAAGCAUUUUUAGUAUGAAACAGGUGUGUCCGUUCAGCCACCUAGUGUGUAAAAGGUACUGCAAGACAGAAUUUCACUGAUAAAUUAUUUCCUGAAGGUAAAAAAAAGCUGCUAGUUGAAUGUCUAGAGGAGCCUUUGGAGAUGUAAGGUAGCACUAAGGCAAGCUGUAGGCUGUGUUUGGGUGCUACGACUCUGCUCAGGGCAAGGCCUGGUCAUAGUCCAGCACUCUCUCCCCCACCUCAUGCACCAAAGAGCCCACAGAGAGGACAGCGGUGUGCAUGGGCUGGACAAAAGCCACAACACAUGGAGACCAGAUAUCUGGCAUGCUGCGGCACAUGCACAGAAGUCAGCACAAGCAUAUCAGGGGCCUCAGGCUAAUAAUGUGAUCCUCUAAACUGCACUAACCAGGAGCUCCUGAACUUUUUAUGCUAGACAUUCAAACACCUAAAGUUUGCUCCUGAACUUGGUCAGAAACACCUUGGUCUUCACAGUACCGAGUAGCUCAGCUCCUAUUUUCUACCUAAGCCUGCCAGGAUCCCUUGAGCAGGUAUUCUUCUGCCUAUCUUACCUGAAGGACUCAGGUCCUCUGGGGUGCUAUCAAAGGGAGCUUUGCACAGAAAUACUCAUAACUGCUUUUCCAGCAGUAGAUUUGUGGCAAGCAAAGACCAAGGGCAAGCCAGUUACCAGUUAUCUCUUGAGCUAGCAAUGAUUCAUAUCUCUAACUACUAUCUCUCAGGGGAAGGCUAUAGGGCUGCACACUACUGAGGAGGAGGGCAUCAUCCUUUCCUCUGAUUUUGAGGCUGUUCUUCCUCUUUGUAGAAAAUGUAGAGGUUAUUCUGUGCAACACAGACAUGUUUCUAGUAUUUUGAUGUGUUCGAUUCCCUUAGUGUUGAGGACUCUGAAGUUGUUGCACAUGUCCAGUGCCAUUACUUGCGUCCAGCCAGAGUAACAUCAAUAAUACAAUAAAAUUUGGGGCAGAUGUAACAUCACUCUGCUCACCUUCCAACCUGACCGAAAGCUGUAUGAACAUGGUUAGCACUGUGACAAAACCUGAGUCUCUACAUGUUGCCUUGAAUCAGGUCUAGUAAUACACUCUGUGCUACUCUGGCCACGUUCACCUGGUUUCUUGUUGGAGCUCAGGAAGACUUUGUGUGUGCACCAGAGCUACACCUUGUGGCUUCUCCACAGUUCCCUGAGCCCAUGAUGCAUUCCCUUUGCGAUCCCAGUUCUUUUGCUGAACAAAGAUCAGUUUGGGCAAAGCAAAAGGCAAACAGGCUGUAUGCUGUCUUGUGAAGCAUGUGGAGCAGACAUGGUUUCUCAGGAUCGUACAUUUGAACCACAGCUGGGUGCAAAUUGCCCAGGUUAUGGUAAAUGUACAAACUAAGUUUAGUGCCCACAGUUCAGAGCAUGCUAGAAAACAUAUUCUUUGUGAGAGAGUUUGUUUUCAUUUGUUUGUUUGUUUGUUUGUUUUCUUAUAAUAAAAAUAGCAGGAUCGUGUCUCAUACUUGUGAGCAAAUUUGCAGUAUCAAAUGCAUUUAUGUAUAUAUACAUACAUGUGUGUGUGUGUAUACACAUGACAAUGAGUCCUGAGAUUUUAUUAGGAUUCAAUCUCAGAGUUAAUUUAAAUUCUAAGUCUGAAAAAAAAAGCAUCAGGAGCAUUGUCAUCAAGGGUAAUCAAGAGAUAACGGAAAAAAGAAAAUAACAUUAUUGGAAAACACAUUCUAGUCAUUAUUGGAGACAGCUUUGCAAUGUAUUAUGCCAGUACUUUAAUGAAAACUUGUUGAGAAAAUAUGUCUAAUGCUAGAUUUCACAAUGUUAAAUGUUUGGGUAAAAGAACAGAGUGGGGAAAAAAUAUUUGUACAAAAUAAAUAAGCAUUUAUCACAUUUUGUUAAUCAAGGGGGAAAACAGACAAAUGACAAAGGCAUCAAUUAAACCUUUGUUUCAUUUAAUGUUGGUUGUAUUUGUUUCACUGACUAUCAGUUAUCAAUGUCAGUAGUUUAUGAAGGAAAUUGCCUGCAAUAAUUAGGGUGGUUUACUUGAAUUUUUACUGAAGAACACUAAAGAGGGUUUGUUAUCCAACACAUGCAGUUGCCUGAUACAUGCUGUCAGAAGGGAAGAUUUGCUAGUUCAUGGAUUAUGCACUGAAGAUAAAUUUCAAAUGCAGGUAUUUGAAAACAACACCCAUGUCAAUUUAAAUGAAUGAUGCAUACACAGGAGCUAUUUCUGUAAUUUUAAUUACUUAUGCUUUUUUCAGUAUGUGUUCAGCAUUAUUAUCUGCAUAUCCCAGAUUUUUUCUUAGACUAUAUUUGAUAAGAACUCAUUUUAGAUUUUAUGAAGCUGGAGAAAAGAUUACUAGCGAGUGAAUGCACUUGCUGCACUGAAGUUCAAGUUUAUGUCUUGAGUUCCUGAUCUGCACCACCAUUCAGCAUUAAGGGCAGCAUUUGAAAAAUACACUAGCUUUCCAACAGGAUCCGAAUUACGGACAGAUAAAUUUAUAAUUGUUGCAGUGACUGGUCAGACAAUGGUAGUAGCUACAGAGGGAAAGUUCAGGAGCAGUUACUAAUGACUCCCAGCAUCUUUCUCUGCAUUCCCAUUUUGAGACACACAUAGCCUUCCUGUCAGCCAGUGUCCACAUGUGCUGGGACCAAUCUCAGCACCAGCACCAUGGGCAUUUGCUCUUGAAAGUUGGCUGCUCAUUUCCAGCUCCAGUUCCUGCUGGGUUAUCGGGCUGGCUCACGGGAGAUAUUUCACUGAGAACACUUUAGCCAUCAGUGAGAUUGCCACACCGACCUGGGCAGGAUUCAGCCUUCAGACAGCAUUGUACAGACAAUGAAAAAUCUUCCUUUGUCAGCAGAGAGGGCAGCUGCCACUAUUUAUAGUUGCAAAGUGCCAGCAUAUUGUCGUGUAUUUGCUGCUGUUAUCGAUUCCUCCUUUUUUAUUGUAUUGGAACAGCUUGGAACUUGUCAAGCUUUGCUAAGAUUGAUUUGCAGCUAAUUAAUUCAACAGACAUUUUUAAUCGUGCAAAUUUGUGACUUGUAAUACAGUAAUCAAGCUCCCGUGAGCAAACAUUAAUCAAGGGGGGGGGAAAGAAAGUCAUUGUUAACUGUAUUCAUUGUGGUGCUCACAUUGGAAAGAGAGAUCCAGAAAAAAUGAAACAUUAGUAAAUUCAUCCUAGCAAAGCUUUCAUCAUUCAUCUUAUGAAUCAUUCAUCCCUUUGAUUUGUUUUGUACAUGCAAGGCGUUGUAUUUAAAAGUGGAUUGCUGGGAUUGAGACAGCUCUAGUUACUGCCAAGGGGAACUGGCCAAAUUUCUUGCCAGUCAUCUACUCCCUCAUCAACCAAAAAGUCAUUCUACCCAGGAGCAGUACAAUUUCAUUUCUGUGAUAACUUUGCUGGUUGUGGAACAGUUUGUCCUGGAGAAAUUACAGUAACAAAACACUUACUCCAUUUUGCAAUAGAACGAAGAACUGAAUGAAUGAGUGGAGAUUCUAUUUCACUGGUUGCUUUCAGCACAGGGGUAGAUUUUACCUACUUUGAGGUGAAACAGAAGGCAAAAAAAAAAAUCUAAUGUUGCCUACACCAAACCUGAUCUCUGAAUAAUGAUCAGCAAAGCAUUUAAGUCCUUUCAUAAGCAGGAAGAAUGUAGGUCAGCAAACCUGCAGUUUACAAAAAUUACUAGGAACAGUGGGUAAAUUAAUAUUUACCCCUCUCUGGUACUGGGAUGAACAUAGUUGCAGCAACACAGAACUUGACAGAAGCUCACAGCUUGACUGCUAGAAUCAUAGAAUAGUUUAGGUUGGAAAAGAUUUUUAAGAUCAUCAGGUGCAACCAUGUCCCUAAGCACCUCAUCUACAUGUCUUUUGAACACCUCCAGGGUUGGUGACUCAACCACUUCUCUGGGCAGCCUGUUCCAAUGACUGAAAACAAUGUUUGUGAAAAACUGCCAAUUUGAAUAUUCCCUGGUGCAAUUUGAGGCCAUUUCCUCUUGUCCUAUCGCUCAUUACUUAGGAGAAGAGACCAUCACCCACCUCACUACAACCUCCUUUCAGGUAGCUGUAGACAGCAAUCCUCAGCCUCCUUUUCUCCAGGCUAAACAGUCCCAGAUGACUCAGCUGCUCCUCAUCAGACAUGUUCUCCAGACCCCUCAUCAUCUUUGUUGCCCUUCUCUGAACUCUCUCCAGCACUUCAAUGUCUUUCUUAUGAUGAGGGGCCCAAAACUGAACACAGGAUUCAAGGUGGGGCCUCACCAGCACCGAGUACAGUGGCACUAUCACUUCUCUAGUCCUGCUGGCCAAACUAUUCCUGAUACAGGCCAGGAUGCUGUUGGACUUCUUGGCCACCUGGGCACACUGCUGGCUCGUGUCCAGCCACAUGUCAACCAAUACCCCCAGAUCCUUUUCCAAUGGCCACCUUUCCAGCCACUCUUCCCACUCCUCCUAGUACCAAGCUUUCAAGCAGGGGGAUGUCUCAGCCUCCUCCAGUCCAUCUGCCCAGGAUGCACGUGUAUGUACGUCAAUGACUAAUCUGUACAUAUCUCAUAUUGUGGAAGAAUCUCCAGUGGUAAGCUUAGCAGGGAGGCCACAGAUCAAAAAGACAUGAAGGCAAAGAAAUUAUUCCUUCAGUCAGGAUUAAGAGAUGUUUGUGAAACACCAUGGAAAAGCUGCCCCUGCUGUUUCAGUAGAUAAAAGGAGGAGCAGACUCUUUAAAUAGAAAAAGGAAAAAGAAAAAAAAAAGGAAAAAAAAAAAGAAAAAAGAAAAAGCUUACUUAAUGCCAAAAUACUAUUUAUGGUGCAAUUACUCUCUCCUCUGGGAAAGAUUUUGACUGAAAAUUUCUAGAUGUAUUACAAACCAACUGGAAUACAUGGACACAGUGAAAGAUACUUCUUAGAUAUAACUUUGUUCCUACUGACAAGAUUUGUUUAUUAGCAAUAAGAUAUAAAGGUGUCUCAAACUAAAGCCUAGGAGACAAGGAUUUUAUAUGGCAGUUAUGCCAGUGAUUGUUAAAUUUAGAAAACAUAGAUUAUAGGUCAAGGAAGUUUUUUUAAAUUAUUUUCUUUACAGAGGAUAAAUCUCAGAUGGCUUCCACAGAAAAAAAAAAAAAAACAAAAAACAAAACAAAAGGUUUAAAAUAAGCUCAGAAGACAGGCUUUUCUUUAUCUGAAAUAUUAUAGGCUUGGUGUUGUUCAAGUGCUUGUGCAUUUUCUCAUGCUCUUGGUUUCUCAUGCAAUACACCCAUAAGCAAAUAGUGGAUUUGUAAGCACGUGUUCCUUCAAUGCUAAUAGUCCUCACAUCAGCUUGUUCCUGCAUAGCUGAGGAGCACAUACAUGGCAGGGGGAGAUGGGUACAUUUGUAAAGCUGUAGAGCAAGACAAAAGUAGAGAAGUAGAUGAUGUGGUAGAAGCCUUAUUAUAAUUAGGGCACAGGUGUGAAUCUUUAAAGCAGGUGAGCCCUCAUAGUAUUUAUUCAUGUAUUCAUAGGUAAUCUGUCACUCAGCUCAUCAUGAAAAUCAUGACUGAACAACUUUGAACCAUAUUAUCAGUUAUCAAUUUUUGCUUGUUUAGAAGCAGGAUCAGUAUCAGCCUGAUUUCAGCAGAAAUCACUAUGAGGCAUCCAUAGCCUCAUGCAUGAUCUGUAGGUGUAGUAUGUCAUGACUGGCCUGUUUUCUUCAAAGAUCUGUUCAAACAAGUCUGCAAAAUAUACUAGAAACUGUUCUGAUUUUUUUUCCUUGCUCUCAUUUUCCUCCUAUGCUUAUGAGUCUCAUAUGCAAACCCCACUGAUGAGAGAAGACAACACUCAGGUUAUCUGACAGAUUUCUUUUUUUCUUCAUGGAAUAGUACAAAACCCAAAAAUUUCUUCUGCAUAACACCUGGCUGUUGAGAUAACCUCUAUAGUUAGAGAAGAAAAAGCAAGUUAAAGAUGCAAACACUGAAGUAAUUUUAUCUAGUGCAAAGCAGGAAUAUUUUUAAUGAUGGCUGUCACAUUUUGCUGCUCAACUGAUCUUACGUCAUCAUUCCAAAAAGCCUUGGUAUAUGCUUAUAGCAACCAAGAAGUAAAUAUCUUUUGUUUCAGAGAUUAUUUCUGACUCACAGAACAGCCACUAACUGGGGAUCAUGUUGGAUUAGCAAGCACAGAUCUGCUGUACCACUGUAGUUCUUCUUUAACAGGACUGCAGUUCCUUUAAAUCAAUUCCCAUUGAUUCACAAGGACAGAAACUGUCCACUGUGUACUUUGUUCUACUUCAGGGGACAGAUAUUUUGCUGUCUAUUCUGUGGGUUGUGUAUUAUUAACAAGCUAAUGUUUAUCCUAACAAAUGAGCAUCACUGUAUUUUCCUGCAGGUGCUGUUCCUUGUAUAAAGCUGUCUCUACAGUGGAAGCUGGCUCUGUUCUUCUUCCCGUCCUUGCUUACCUGCAUUUUUAAUCAAACCCUAAUUUAAUGAUUGCUAUUUAUCAUGCUGCAGAGUCGUGCAAAACCCUGUUUGACUUCUGGAUUUGACCCGUAGCAUUAGCAAAUGGAAGAGUCAUCUUCUCUCUGUAAGCCCAAUGUUAUGGAAAUGGUACCCACUGCGAUACAAUAAACAGUUCCUUACCAUGCUGAUUUGAUAGUAAUUUUCCAGAGUAUAGCUGUGCUUUAAAACUUUGUACAGCUCUCUGCAAUCCUAUUUUAUUUAGGGGAAAAAAAAAUAAAACAAACGAAAAAUAAAACCAAUUUUAAUUGUUCUUCCACAGUAUAUAGUAUUCUCUCAAAAUUUGCAAUGUGCGAGGAGCAUGUCAGUUAAUUCAUAUUGGACAUUCCAAAUGGAUUCCUACAAAAGCUCUUAAUAAAACCAGUCAUAAUUAAAAAGAGAGUAUCCUUCAUUCUUUACAGCAAAAUGGAUACUCAGAUAAGGCUAACUAAUUUGUGUGUGUUUCCACCCUUCAUCUCUUAGGAUACAGAACUCAAAGUUUAUUUUCAGACUGACUGGUGAAUUUUAUUUGGUUUUGGGGAAAUGUGUGCAAAAGUGUUUCUAGGCUGUUAGUAAAACAGGUGAGCCUUCCAAAGCAAUUUCAUGUGAGGCAAAUGAUCCUAAAAGACAGAUUUGGUAACAGUUGUGCUUAUAAAAGCUUCUUGAAUUGAUCUACAGCUAAGCAAAAACAAAAAAAGAAACCAAAAGAUGCUUUUAAAGAACUGACAGAGAAAUUCUGCCUGGUGAACAUGUCAGUAAGUCAUUCUUCCACCAGCGCUGGACAAGAGCAUUUAUUAUACUGGGAUAUGCUUUGAUUACAGGUAGUUUAAAAUCAUAAAGAGCUUCCCUGAAGGUUUGCUGUAGGAAAUGGAUUACUUUCUUUUGCCUUCAAUGGAGUCCAAUAAGCCCCAGGAGUAAGCACAUGGGCAUUUUGCUUUUAAAUUUCAUAAUGCCUCUCUAAGUGAAAUUUAUUUUUAAGGAAUCUCUUUUUAUAACUAUUUUACAGCUCACUUGAACUUUACUAUCAAGUUAAACUGUCAGUCAUUUUGUACGCAAUACUGAUUAGGCUAAGUCAAUGAAAAUGUCUGAGGAAGGAAUAUCAGGCUUUGUAUUAAAAAAAAAACAGUCCACUGGAAAUAAUACUAAAGCAUUUCUGUUACAGGUCCUUCAAUUCUGCUAGUCACUGGAUAAGUCCAAGAUAGUCAUCUGGAUUCCAGGAUAAAUUUAAAUAAUUGUUUAAAUUUUCAAAUGGCUUGUUACUAUAUUAAUAAUAUUUUAAUAUUUUCUAUUUUUAAAAGUAUCCUUUAAGCAAUAUAUUUUAAUUUCAAUAAAAUUCUUUCUGUAAAGCCUCAGUCACUGGGCAUUAGGACAGCAGGGCAAAAAGUGGAGAAGUUGCAGUGGCAAAAUUUUACCCUAAGCUCAGACAAGAGUCCCCCUGUUUUUCCCACUAUCCUGCCACCCCAGCCCUCCACGGCACUUGCCUGUCAUGCUUUCACCACUGAAACCUCUGAAAAUGGAUCUAGAGUUUAAAUCCUGACAAUCCUUAUUGCAGUCUUUAGUGCCAGGUCACACAAAGAAGGGACAGAGGCACCUCAGUGGCAUGAGGGUAGGAUCAGGCAGGUGCAGGUGGAUCCUCUUUUGUUCCAGUUCCUCCAGCAGUUGUCAAUGACACAGCUGCACUGGUGAUGUGGAAAGAGGGAAACUGCUGCUUCUUGGGGCAGAUGUUGCCUGUAAGCACUAAGACUUGUGGAUUGUUACUUGUAGCACAUCCUUGUGGAAAGGAAAGGUGGCAAAUAAUAGUGUGAUGCAGCGAAGAGCAUGCCUACAUACAUCAAAUACCCACAAUGCCAAAACACUGAAACAUCAAGCUGGAUGCCUAGGUUUUAGGGAUUAGUGCCAAGAACACAAAUAAAUUUAUUAGCUGAUGCAAUGCAGUCCUCAAAAAUGCAGUUUGUAGUUUUCUGUCCUUUGCAAACUGAUAUGCAAAGGGAAAAAAAUAAGAAGAUUGCCUUUACUGUGGUUUCACGUGUAGAAAAAGAUUUUUACAUGUUUCAAAGGUGUGCCUUUUAGCAUCUUUGUAUUUUGUGAAACAAGGCCUGAAAAAUACUUAUCCCCCCUUCAAAAUCAGAUUAUCUCUUUCUCCUUAGGUUUAUAUAAAACUAUAAAGCCUUGACUUCUCUGAGAACAUGAGAUUCUCACAGCCCUACUGCCUCCCCCUGAAAAAAAAUCUGAGCAAUUGAUCAGGAACUCCUGACAAAAAUUUUGGGGGAAGAUGCAAUACCACACCACUCCAAGAAAUCUCAUUACUACAGUUUUCUAGUAUUCUGCUUAGACCUGUGGCAAGAAGAGGAAAAAUGAAAGGCCGUGACGUGCAGGAUAUGCAAGUGUAAUCGGCAAUUCCCAGUGGCUCUGCCACCGUACUACAUAGGUUCAGCACACUGUGGACAUCAGUGACUCCUCAUUUUGGGCUGCCAGAGACGAAGCUGGCCGAAAUCACACAUCACUUUUGAAAAUCAUAAUAAAAAUGCAGGGAGUUUAGAAAGGUAAAAUUAAGCAAAAACCAUGGAGUUUCAGGAUUUCAUCGUUUAAUAGGAAACAAAAAGAUGGCACGAAUACAUAUUUUCUCUUUUGUAAGUUGUAUGUAAACUAUAUGCACACACUUCAACAGUACAAACCCUAUGAUUUCAUGGGCAAAUAAAAAAAAAAGACAACACCAAAACCAUUUCAUUUUGUGAUGCUCCCAGUUGUGAUUUCUUCAUGUCAGGUGCCUAGUGCAGAGUUCAUGGUAACAAAUUGCAUGUGCCCAUGUUGUGACCAUCAAAAGGGGGAUUUAACAGUAAAACUUAGAAGAGCCAGCACAUCGGACGUUCAGUAAUGGGGUGUAUUAGGUGAUCGUUAGCGAAGAUAGGAACACAUCUCCAAAUUUGUCUGUCUCCUAGAAGUAGCCUAUUUUUUGUGAAAUUCAUUCCCAGAGCCUGAAGUCCCUUCUCGCACCUGCACACUCAAAUUGCGCCUUUUGGUAGAGAAAUCUGCCCACUCCUCCUCCUAGGCAAGAAUGGAAGGGAAAGAUGGGGCUCUGUGAGCAUGAAGCAAGCUAAAUCCUUGCUCAUCCUGAGUGGACUCAAGCCAACACUUUCUUGGGGACUGUCUUGUCUGCAGGAGGGGGAACACCAUCCCUCUGUCUGUAUGAGAAAAGGUCACCAUGGGGGCUGAAAUGCAGUGGUGUUGGGUGUGGGCAGGAACUUCCCAAGAAGAGCUGUGACUCUGUGGUCCAAGGUGGAGGCUGAUCCUCUCUUUGGGGACUACUCAGCGUUCAGGGCCCCUGUCUAGGCUGGGUGUUCACACGUUGCAGAAACAUUCACAUGGGUCAUCCCCACCAUAUGGGCACAUCCCGCAUGGAUCCAGACAUGUGGGUACAUCCCAGGCAGGCUCACAAGGCAUCUAUCCGAUCAGUCCCUGGGACGUGUAAGCAUGGGGACCCCUGGCCCUAUGACACUCAGGUGGCCUUGGUGGAGGAUGGGUGUGUAGAAGUUCACCCAAGCUGAGAUGGUGGUGCCUCUAGGCAUAUGUGGUGGUGCAUCUUCAGGCACUCACAGUGUAUUUCUGCCUUCCAGGAGCUGCAGUCCCAGAGGUAGAUCAGAUCUCAUGUGAUGCCUAAUGAAAAGUAAAUUACUUCCUAAUACUAUAAAUAGCCUGUAAUAAAAAUGCACAUGCAAAUAGACUCAAAUACUUGAAAUUCAAAUCCCAGUAGUAUACUCUGUGUUCAUUCCUAUGUUACUAUUACUAAAAUAAUUCUUUUUUUUCCGGAAAUCAUAAAGUUUCCCGCUAUAAGUCGUUGCAUGAUAUAAAACUAAUCCAAAAUGAGUGGAUUUUUACUAUAUAUGUCCUGAGUUUAGUUUUUCAGUUAUUUUUCGUAAAUGCAUUUUACAUCUAACUACCUCAGCUGCUUUGUGUUUUGUUUUGGCGCAUAUGAAGUCAUGCACUUUCUAUAUUUGGGGAUUGGGGGGAGUUGUUGUUUCCAUUUUGAAUAACCAGGUUCAAAGCCAUGUUGAUCAAUUUAUAGAGCAGUUCAAUUUAACAAGACAUAAUUAUUGACAGUUGCAGAUCAUACAUUUUAUUUUUAGGUUCUGUUGGGGUAUAGUUUAACAAAAAACACCAUAAGCUGCUUAUUAAUUUGCCUUAAAAACGUGCGCUCUUUCCUAUUCAAGUUGUGUUAUUUAACUCUUCUCUUGUACACAAUUUAUUUGACAAAGACUAACAGUUGGCAGACAAACAGCAAAUUGUCAGAAUGGACCAAUAGUUUCUCAGUUCUCUGUUGUAAACUGUUGCAUUAUACACUGAUUGUGCUAAAAUAAUUGUUACUGUGCUUAUACUCUUUAGUCACUGUUGCGGAAAUAAAGUGAUGGAAGAUCACAUUUGUGCUUAUGAAACAGUGUAGAUAUCCCCCAGUACAGGCACAGUGACUUGAGGUGAAUGAUAAUCAUUGCAGAACUUGUGCUUUGACUUGUAAACAUUGUAAAAAUGUAUUUGGUAUUUUAUUUGAAAUGAAGAAUCAAAAUAGUUAUUAAAAAAAAAAAAAAAAAAAGAAGAAGAAAUCUUCCUGUAAAUAUAUAUAUUCUGAAUCCAUGUAUACAAACAUUCCUUUAGAGUUCAGAUUGUGAAGAGUGUCUUUAUUGGCUAGAGACCGCUGUCUCCCGUGGCAGAGGUUACAUGUGCUAUAGUAAAGAACACAGUGUGUGAAGUAUUUGAUGUACUGCAGUACCAUAGUUCUUUUGGUCUGUUAAGUAAGUUGCAAUUUGUGAUGAAAUGAAGUUGAAAGUAGUGCUUCAUACUAACAAAUUUCCUUGGUUACAACUUGAUUUUUCUUGUAAAACUUAAAAGGAAAACUUGAAAAUUUUAUAUAUUUGGAUUUUGUAGAUUUUUUUUAUUUUAUUGCAACACAAGGUACCAAAAUCAUUAAAUAAAGUACACUGUGGUCAUUU